GCGGGGCUCAUGGCGACGUAUCUGCUGCGCACGGCGAUGGACUGGCGCAGCAGCCGCGUCGACACAUUGGAGCAGAAGGCGGCGGCGCGGAAUGAAGAGGAAAUAACACUAGAAGAUGCUAGAAAUAGCGGUGACAAUAACAAUGAGGUGAAGAUUGAGAGGGGGGAGGGGGAACAGGAGGAUCCGCUGGAGGUGGAGGCCGAGCCGGACGCUGCGUCGGUGGACGACCAGAUGCCGGCGCUGGAGGGGGUCGAAGAGAAGGAGGGGGCCGCAGUGCAGAAGGAGAAGAAGCAGUUCGAAGUGACGUACCAGUGUUUUCCAGAUGUGGAGGCGACGACGGAGUCGGACGAGGACGCAGUUGAUGAAUUGGCGCGGCGGUCGAUGCAGUACUUGGACGUGUUGCUGCAGACGGACAAGUGUGGAGUCGGCUUGAAUGUGGGGCUCAGUCGACUGGAUGAAGGAGAGGAAGAGGGCGCGUGGGUGCUCGUCGUGCAGUCCUUUCGGAGAGUGAGUGGCGAGGAUGUAGGACCCGCUGAAGCUUGUGGGAAGAUCCUAGUGGGGGAUAUUCUACACGCAGUUGAUGGCGAGGAAGUGUGUUCGCUGCAGCAGUUGCAUGCAAAGCUGCAGGGUAGAUUGGGAAAGAAGAGGAAGUUUGUGCUGCUGCGAUUUCUGAGACCGUUGGCACUGGGCGAGGGUCCCGAAGCGUCGACUGCGUCACUACUGGAUCAAAGACGACGGCCCGUUGGUGCAGACAAGGCUAGCUGGUCCGAGGUUGACGACCUGCUUCGGAGCAAUCCUCAGUUGGCUGCAUUUGUUCGACAGUUGGCAACGACCAACCAAUUGCUGCAAGAGCAGCUUGUUGCCAGUAAGCUGAAGCAAGAAGAGCAGAACAUCCAGCUCGACCAACUCCAUGCGCUAUACGCGCGGACACAAGCAGAAGGGCUGCCGCUGUUCUCAUUGUCCAAGUCCAUCCGUCCGUUCUCAAGAAUAACCAGCUCCUCCCGUCUUGGCGAUGCCGGAGCUGAGAAGCCGAUUCCUACGAAAAUCCAGACUGAAGUGACGGAAGCGGUCAGUGCAGAGUAUUCCCGUCUACGACAGGAGUUCCAGCUGCAGCACCUACUCGACAAGCGUGAACUGGAGAAGAAGUAU
Phytophthora sojae is the source of this 1149-nucleotide messenger RNA. RefSeq lists its product as hypothetical. The record is from RefSeq and is a predicted model, not a curated record. The annotation marks the transcript as partial. The transcript has a single exon. Gene Ontology annotation, molecular function: protein binding. Lineage: Eukaryota; Oomycota; Peronosporomycetes; Peronosporales; Peronosporaceae.